Molecule: messenger RNA, 1257 nt
Organism: Phalacrocorax carbo (great cormorant)
Lineage: Eukaryota; Metazoa; Chordata; Aves; Suliformes; Phalacrocoracidae
Source: RefSeq, a predicted model, not a curated record
AUGGUUGCCCCCGCCACAAUUGCACAAGGCAGCAGCACCCAGAGAGGAGGAAGCAGGAGGGAGAUAUCCACCGGCACCCAGGCAGAGUUAUUUAAGCACCCGCCACCCCUGAGUGGCCCCAGAGGAGGUGGCAGUGGCCCGCUCUGUGCCAGCAUGGUCAUGGCUGGGCUGUUCAUCCUCAGCCUGGGAGGCUCCGUCCUGCUCCCAGCACUGGCCCCAGCAGGCACCCAGGGCAGCCGGAUCAUCGGGGGAAAGGCGGCGGUACCCCACUCCUGGCCCUUCACCGCCUCUAUCCAGAUGGAUGGGCAGCAUUUCUGCGGGGGCUUCCUGGUGUGGCCCAAGUGGGUGAUGACAGCAGCCCACUGCCUCAUUCCCAGGCGCAACCCCUCGGUGCGCGUGGUGCUGGGCGCCCACAGGCUGCAGGAGCCCGAGAAGUCCCAGCAGGUCUUCAGCAUCGUGGAGUCCAUCGCCCACCCACGCUACAACCCCGGCUCAGUGGACAACGACAUCCGCCUGCUCAGGCUGAACAGGUCGGCCACACUGAACGAGUACGUGAAGCGGGCCCGCCUGCCCUCACCGCACAUCGACCUGAAGCCCGGCACUGUCUGCAAUGUGGUGGGGUGGGGGGACAUCUCUAACUAUGGUGACCAGCCCACCGAGCUGAUGGAGACUGUCACCACCAUCGUCAAGCGGAGACUCUGCCGAACGCUGUGGAAGGGCAAAGUCUCGCCCAACAUGCUGUGCGGGGCCAGCCGCAACACCACGCUGCAGGGCGUCUGCGCGGGCGACUCUGGGGGACCCCUGAUCUUCAAGAAAAAGGUUUACGGCAUCGUCUCGUUCUCUGGGGAGAGAUGUGGGGACCGCAGGUACCCUGACAUCUACACCAAGAUCUCCAACUACAUCGACUGGGUGAAUCACACCGUGCACGGAUACCGCCAUCAGAAGGCAGAGACAAAGCCCUAGCCGGGGCUGGGAGGGGGUCCUGGAGGCAGACAGGCUGCAGGGAGAGGGGCUGAGGCAUCCUGGCUGUCUGGCAGUGCCCAGGGUGGGAGAAGAGGACCAGGCCUCCCAGGUUCUCCCAGCUCUGGGGAGCUUGGGAGCUGAUAUUUAGGGGUCCUCAACCCAGGGCAGGGCAGGAGACCAACUCUGCCUCUUGGCGAGGGGAGAUGCAUCCCCCUCCCCGGCAGUACAAGAAGCCCCAGCUCCUCACUCAGCCUCUCGCAGCAGCAGCAUUUGCCUUCCUCAAUAAAAACUUCA